Molecule: messenger RNA, 3454 nt
Organism: Nasonia vitripennis (jewel wasp)
Lineage: Eukaryota; Metazoa; Arthropoda; Insecta; Hymenoptera; Pteromalidae
Product: tectonic-3
Exons: 6
Coding region: 880-2928 (682 amino acids)
Biological process (GO): cilium assembly
Cellular component (GO): ciliary transition zone
Source: RefSeq, a predicted model, not a curated record
CUUUCUGUCUCAACGAGACGUGCAUACUUUGCGCAUACUUUGCACAAAGGAGCCACGACUUCUCACUAAGUAUAUAAAGUAUGAUCAAACGAGAACUUCACAACAUAUAAUGGUCACACUAUAUCCUUGCGAAUCCAAAAUUUUGUUUAUAGAGGUUAUACAUAUUUAAACGUCCCUUUAAAGAGCGCGCAUAAAAAUACUUCAGUUAAGGUUAGUAAACACGACCCAAUUCGAAUUCAAAACAAGUGUUUCCAAGACGACGAGCGCACGGAAAUUUACAAACAUUUCGCCGUGUGCAUCGAUUACAUGAUGGCCGAAUUGCAUCUAGUAGGCACGAUCGCAUCCGCAAGAAACUUUCAACAGCCCCGUUUAUUUUGCAAAUGGAGUUUUUCCACUGGUAGUGGUUGGAAAAUUAUAAACGGUAACGGCGAGGGACAGACCCAAGAAUGCUGUGACCCAUUUUCUAAUCAACCAGUCUGGGAUCAUCCCAUCGAUCUGCAUUUUGCGACACAAACUCUUCAAGGUUCUCCAAAAAUCCUGCUGCAAGUGUUUUGUAGAGAUAAUUUCAAUAGGAUACUGUUUGUUUCUUAUGGGGUCUGCAGUAUUCCUUUGAAACCUGGAUUUCACUCAAUAGACUGUCAUACUUGGAAACCAAUUGGUAACUGGCAAGAUAGGCUCAAAGAUAAAUUUUUGGGUACAACCCUCCAACUAAAGUCACCUGACAUUCUAGUCAAUGCUGAUGAUAGGUUUGAACUCCUUACUGAAAGCAUGGGUACUGUCCAAAUAGAUCUCUAUGUGCUUGUAAGGAAUUUUGAUAAGUUUGGUUGCCAUUUAUGACCAAAAAGAUAAGAAAAGUCUUGCCAUCAGAAAGUAUCGACAAUGAGUACAAUCAAGAGUGUGACUUUAAUUCUUUUACAAUUAAUUUUACUUUUCUUGUUCACACUUGGGCAGGAAGUGCAAGAUUCAAAUGACUCUUGUCAAAACAAUACUCUUUGCGAAAAUUCAACAGUUUCAGGAAAUAAAGAUGAAGAUUAUGAUAUCAAUGAUGUAAAUAUUAGAGAACUAGCAGGAGGUAUAUUUAAGAAUUCUGACAGUACAAAAACUACUACUACCAGCACUGAAAGAAGUGUAAAUAAAGAAGUGGAUCUAGAAUUGAACCUUGAUCUUUCAAAAAUUCAGAAAGUAUUAGGGGAAAGAUCAAAGAAUAAAUUUUGUAGUUGUGAUCUUACAACUAGCGUUUGUGACAUAAAUUGUUGCUGUGAUUUAGAUUGCACAGAGUAUCACUUCAAAGUUUUUUCUCAUUGUAUAGAUCGUGAAAUUGACAAAGAGAAAGAUAAUUGGUAUUGUCAUGAAAAGCCCUUUUUCAGGCACAAUGAUACCAGGUUCAUUUUAGAGAAGAUUGUUGAUAGUUUAUUCUGUGUAGCUUCUGACAAUCUUCCUCCGGUAUAUAGUGCAACUAGCCAUUUGCAAAUUAAGGAUGAAAAAAGUUUCAAAAAAGUCAUUGAUAACAACAAGCCAUCAAAAUUCAAGUGGACUUUAGAACAAAUGAAACUCAUUGUUCCAGAGUUCAAUAUUUCAAAUUCAUACAGACAUGGAGACAUAUUAUGGAAAAUAAAUAAAAAUUCUUUACAACCACUUGAGCUUCCACAAACUGGCUUUGGAAAAGCUUGUGAUUUCAAAAAGACUGUUAAAUUUUUAGAAGACUGGAAAGAUUCUUGUCAUCAGAAUAACUUAAAUAACAAAAAUGUUUUUUUGUUUCCCUCAAAUUUCAGUAACUUUACAAUUGUUGCUCUGCCUUUGAAAUUCAACUCACAAUUUCUUUUGCAAAAUUGUCCAAACAAUAUUUGUCGUGCAAUCAACGUCUCGUACUGCUCUGACUCUUGGACCCAUUGUAAAAAAAACAUUACUGUUCAAUCAUACUGUACAGAAAAAAGUGUUUGUUAUAAUAUUGUAAAAAAGAUGAGGUACAUGAUUUAUCACAAUGGAAGUGAAGGAAUCCAAAAUAUUGAAGUACAAAUUCAGUUAGCUAAUAUCUCUGACAGUUUUAAACAAGAAUUUGAAAUAUUUUACAAAUGGAUUGGUUUAAAUCAAUCACUAGUAUUUGAAAGAAGUGGAAAUCCAGGUUAUAUUGCAGGAAAACCGAUACUUAUUGGAACUCAAACGGUUAACAAAACUGGUGAUGUGGAAGUUAAGUAUGUGAUUUUUAAUAAAACUCAUCAACACUUGACCCUACCAAUGGCUGACAGAACAGGUAUGUGCAGUGAAGUUGAGAGUUACCCAGUAAAAUUUUUAGAAGACUUGAAAUUGAAGUGCUCCAUUGUCGUGAAAUCAAAUAACUUUUCAACAUCAGCUUGUAUCAAGUUACAAAAUCGUACGUUCGAAUCGAUCGUUAAUUUUAUGAUGUUCAAAAACUUUGAGAAAGUUAAUUUUGAAAGACAGUUUGUCUCUAAAUCUGGAAACAUUUCUGACAAUGGCACAGAAAGUUGGGCUAAAAUAUUUUUUGAGAAAAUACCACAAAACGUUAUCACUGCGCAAAUAACGGAAAACGAAGUACAAUGUUCAGGUUUAGUUACUUCAGUGGUAUUUGACAUUGUACAUUCAUUAAUAUCAAAACCUGGAACUAACAAAAAUCACGUGAUUUUGGGAGUUGGUAUAACAUUUUCACAAGAAGUUGAUUUAAAGUGGCCAAAGUGCACUGGGAAAAAUUGUCAAGAAGUAUUACAGCUAGAUCUUGUUAGCUACGUAGCAUUUCAUGAUGUUUCUAGGCCUACAAGAUAUCAUAUUGCUGGAGGGCCAAAUUUAGAUAUAAGCUUACCAUACGAUUUUUUCUAUCCAUUUUUAAGUCAUUCAAACUCAAUUGCACCGAUUCAAAAUUGUAUAACUAUCCAUCAUAUUUUUAUUAUGAUAUUUAUCAUCUUAAGUGUUUAAAUAUAAGUUAACUUCGUGUAAACAAAGAACUGAACCAUGCUUUGUAUUCAAUUUUACGCAAUGUAAAAAAUGCAUAUUUCAUCUUUAUAGAUUUUCGAAUUAAUUAUCCAUGGAUAAUAUAUUGUAAAAUAAACAAAAUUAUUUCAAAUUUGAUAGAACAAUUAAUUUAUUUUAAAUAAUAACAUUUAACACUUGUAAAAGUAAUCGCUUCAUAGUUUUUUCUUACACUUAGGUUUUUUUAAAUAGUAACAUUAUGAUAUAGACCUCAUGCUUUUCAGUUCCAUGUAGCAUCUUUAAAAACCAAAACAAGUUAAAAGCGACUUUUCCUUUAUGUACAUACUUUAGAACUACACCAAAUAAUUUAAAUAUUCCAUUUAUGAAAAUACUUAAUUGUAAUCAAUAAAUAAUUUGAUACACAGCUGUAUACUAGACAAAAAUUAGACAAGAUAAGACAAGAUGAAUUCUGCAUUUAAUUUGCAGUUUAACACAUUACGGAAUGUCGAUGAUGACGCACGACAUAAAAAAA